Molecule: messenger RNA, 705 nt
Organism: Ambispora gerdemannii
Lineage: Eukaryota; Fungi; Glomeromycota; Glomeromycetes; Archaeosporales; Ambisporaceae
Source: the annotation of a GenBank genome assembly
AUGGCAGAACGUCAAGGAAAGAAACAAGAGGAGGAGCAGCAGCGUAAAUUUAAAAACGAACAGGGGUUAAAAAAAGGUGGAUCUUUUAAUAGUAAUAAUAACUAUAAUAUCACCGAAGCUGAAGAACAAGAAGAAAAUGUAGACGUAUGGGACGAUAGCGCGUUAAUUUCUGCGUGGGAAAAAGCGUGGAAAGAAUAUCAGGACCACCAUAGUCUUAAAGCAACAUCGAAAACUGCAGCAGCAGCAGCAACAUCUUCGUCAUUUAGUGUAGACCAAAAAAACGACAAGCAAAAGCAAGCUAUACAAGAUGACAGUCUUAAAGUAACAUCGAAAACCGCAGCAGCAGCAACAUCUCCAUUUAGUGUAGACCAAAAAAACGACAAGCAAAAGAAGAUUAUCAUCGAUACUGAUAAAAAAAAAGUGAUAACCUCUAAUGAGACAACACAGCAUCAUUAUCCUCCUCAGACUCCACCACCCCCUUUACAUCAAGGUUAUUAUCCGUAUGGCCCUCCUCCCCUCUCGCAAUCAUACGAUCCUUAUUACGCGUCUUAUAAUACUUCUGGGCAUAGAACACAAAAGGGACCUCCACCACCUCAGCCACCAAUGAUUGAAACGGAUGAUGAAGCUCUCGCCAAUUUAUUAAUGGCGUGGUAUUUUUCUGGCUACUACACAGGAUUGUAUCAAGGUAGAAGACGAAAAGGAUGA